AUGCCCGCCCUCACAAACACCGCCCGUGCCGUCGCACGCUCAUGGACCGCUCACCAAUUGCCCGUCGCUCGGGCAGCCGGGUGCACCGCCAUGCAGACCCGCAACGCCUCGGCAUCCUCAUUCGACAGCCCCUUCAAGGGCAGCCCGGAGACGACCAAGAUCCCCUCGUUCGCCGCCUACAGGAAUAAGGGAGGCGAGACUGGUCCCAAGGUUUUCCAGUACUUCAUGGUUGGAACUAUGGGUGCGCUGAGUGCGCUUGGCGCGAAGGCGACUGUACAGGACUUCCUCGUCAACAUGUCCGCCUCCGCCGACGUUUUGGCUCAAGCCAAGGUAGAAAUCGACCUCGCUGCCAUUCCCGAGGGCAAGAAUGUGAUUAUCAAGUGGCGAGGCAAGCCUGUCUUCAUCCGACACCGCACCGAGGACGAAAUCAAGGAGGCUGACAACACCAAGUGGGAGAGCCUCCGUGACCCCCAGCCCGACUCGGACCGUGUCCAGAAGCCCGAGUGGUUGAUCAUGUUGGGUGUCUGCACCCAUCUUGGAUGUGUCCCCAUUGGUGAGGCUGGUGACUUUGGAGGCUGGUUCUGCCCCUGCCACGGUUCCCACUACGACAUCUCUGGCCGCAUAAGAAAGGGACCUGCCCCGCUCAACCUGGAAAUCCCCGCCUACGACUUCCCCGAGGAGGGCAAGGUUGUCAUCGGUUAAAGCACACUCGGUUGGUCGUUAAUACAGCAAUUGGGUGAAAGGAUGAGGUGAUGAGAGAGAGGUAGGGAGGGGCCUUGAGGCUUUGUGUCUAUAGGAGCGGUGCAUCAACAAUAUUUCCUCAACGGUUUGGUUUAUAGAUUCGGCUUGUGCCGGCAAUGUAACACCAGUUAGAAUCAUGUUUUGCGAUCCUUUUCUCGUUCAUGUUCACAUCUAUUUCUUCCUUUUUCUUUCUUUCUCAUUGCCCGCUCAAGAACCCCUUCACAGCCUCUACCGCACCCUCAAAAUUCCCUGCCUCAAUCAAUACCAUAUGUCCCUUUGGCCGGACCCCCAACUCCUGAAACGCCCUCUUACUAUCACUCGCCCCCUCAUCCACGGGCGUAUCAUACUCGAAGCUCGUAUAACCCACCGCAUGCUUAUGCAACACCUCAUCCUCUGGGUGGAAGUAAAACGUCUCCUCCCCUCCAUCAGCCUUCUUACUCCGUUUCUUGCUCGGCGCUGUAUCGUGACUGGGUAGCUGCGACGCGAUUUCAGAAUAGCACUUUGAAAGGACGAGGUAGUGGGUGAAGGUGUAAGGCUCCUUUUCCUCAACCGCCCAUUGGAUUUCUUCCAAGAGCAUCGUGUACAUUGGAGGCACGAUUUCGUGCGGCAUGUUUAUGAAGCGCUCGGUCA
Pyrenophora tritici-repentis Pt-1C-BFP is the source of this 1371-nucleotide messenger RNA. Its product is annotated as QcrA, Rieske Fe-S protein. NCBI's taxonomy places the organism in Eukaryota, Fungi, Ascomycota, Dothideomycetes, Pleosporales, Pleosporaceae. The record is from RefSeq and is a predicted model, not a curated record. Gene Ontology annotation, cellular component: membrane. Gene Ontology annotation, biological process: mitochondrial electron transport, ubiquinol to cytochrome c. Gene Ontology annotation, molecular function: quinol-cytochrome-c reductase activity; 2 iron, 2 sulfur cluster binding.